This is a messenger RNA of Gilbertella persicaria, 576 nucleotides long. RefSeq lists its product as uncharacterized. Lineage: Eukaryota; Fungi; Mucoromycota; Mucoromycetes; Mucorales; Choanephoraceae. The record is from RefSeq and is a predicted model, not a curated record. Bases 96 to 467 code for a protein of 123 amino acids. The transcript has 3 exons.
UUCAUACUUGACAUCAUUGGUUGUUUAAUAAUAGUUUCACAGAAUGUAAUCGACUUUCUCUCUCUUUUCUUUUUUUUUUAGUUUUACAGAAAAUCAUGGGCUUAUUUUCUUGGUUUAGCAAGACAAUAGACAAUGAUGUGGAAGGUUUGGACCAUGCUAUUCCCGAGAAAACAGCCUGUUACCAUAUUGAAGGCUUCUUAACUUGCUCAUAUUUCUCUAAUGCAGUCAGAGUAGGCGACAUGUUGACGAAUAAAUAUCCUCAUAUUAAAGUGGAUGUAAGUGCAUACAUAAAGCAACAAUGGGCCGAGCGCUCUCGAGAACUACAACAGGAGUUCAAUACAAGUCACAGAACAUCACCUUUUAUUUAUGAAGGAUGCGAUUUAAACAACCAAAAACUGAUAGGAGGCUAUGCAGAUUUUGCAAAAAGAGUCAAAGAGACAUACAAAAUAAGUGUACCUAUGGACUGAUGUUAUUGUACAAAGAAAAAAAGGAGGAGGCAGGCCUCUCAAUGUACCUGAACACCUCUUUCUAAUAAAGUUAGUCAUUGGAACUGUCUUUCAAACCUUUAACAAAAAA